AUGCUCGACUUCUUCACUAUUUUUUCCAAGGGCGGGCUUGUGCUGUGGUGCUUCCAGGGCGUCAGCGAUUCAUGCACCGGGCCUGUUAAUGCGCUGAUUCGUUCCGUGCUACUGCAGGAACGGGGAGGUAACAACUCCUUCACCCAUGAGGCACUCACACUCAAGUAUAAACUGGACAACCAGUUUGAGCUGGUGUUUGUGGUUGGUUUUCAGAAGAUCCUAACACUGACCUAUGUAGACAAAUUGAUAGAUGAUGUGCACCGGCUAUUUCGGGAUAAGUACCGCACUGAGAUACAACAGCAAAGUGCCUUAAGUCUAUUGAAUGGCACUUUUGAUUUCCAAAAUGACUUCCUGCGACUUCUUCGUGAAGCAGAGGAGAGUAAUAAGAUCCGUGCUCCCACUACUAUGAAGAAGUAUGAAGAUUCUGAAAAAGCCAAGAAACCUGUGAGGUCCAUGAUUGAGACACGUGGGGAAAAGCCCAAGGAAAAAGCGAAGAACAGCAAAAAAAAGGGGGGUAAGAAGGAAGGUUCUGAUAGUAGUCCUUUGGCUACCAGCAAAGCAGUCCUUGCAGAAAAAUCAGGUCUCCCAGCAGGACCUGAGAAUGGGGUAGAACUUUCCAAAGAGGAGCUGGUCCGCAGGAAGCGAGAGGAGUUCAUGCAGAAGCAUGGGAGGGGUAUGGAGAAGUCCAGCAAGUCCCUGAAGUCAGAUGCUCCAAAGGAGAAGGGCAAAAAGGCACCCCGGGUGUGGGCACUGGGUGGCUGUGCUAACCAAGAAGUCUUGGAUUAUAGUGCUCCCACCACCAAUGGAACUCCUGAGGUUGCUCUGCCAGAGGACAUCAAAUUGAUUCGAGGGACAGGGCCUGGGGGGCAGCUUCAGGAUCUGGACUGCAGCAGCUCAGAUGAGGAAGGAGCCUCUCAAAACACCACCAAGCCUAGUGCUACAAAAGGUACCCUGGGUGGCAUGUUUGGAAUGCUGAAGGGCCUCGUGGGUUCCAAGAGCUUAAGUCGUGAAGACAUGGAAUCUGUGCUGGACAAGAUGCGUGAUCAUUCUACAGUAAAGCAAGCUUUACAGGAGUCCCUGGUGCAGAUUCUGCAGCCACAGCGCCGUGUGGACAUGCUCCGAGACAUCAUGGAUGCCCAACGUCGCCACCGCCCGUACGUUGUCACCUUCUGUGGUGUUAAUGGAGUGGGGAAAUCUACUAACCUUGCCAAGAUUUCCUUCUGGUUGUUAGAGAAUGGCUUCAGUGUCCUCGUUGCUGCUUGUGACACAUUUCGUGCUGGGGCUGUGGAACAGCUUCGUACACACACCCGGCGUCUGAGUGCCCUUCACCCCCCCGAGAAUCACGGUGGCCGUACUAUGGUGCACUUGUUUGAGAAGGGCUAUGGCAAGGAUGCUGCUGGCAUUGCCAUGGAAGCUAUUGCCUUUGCUCGAAACCAAGGCUUUGAUGUGGUGCUGGUGGACACAGCUGGCCGCAUGCAAGACAAUGCCCCCCUGAUGACUGCCCUGGCCAAACUCAUUACUGUCAAUACACCUGACUUGGUGCUGUUUGUGGGGGAGGCCUUAGUAGGCAAUGAGGCUGUGGAUCAGCUGGUCAAGUUCAACAGAGCCUUGGCUGACCAUUCUAUGGCUCAAACACCUCGUCUCAUUGAUGGCAUUGUCCUUACCAAAUUUGAUACCAUUGAUGACAAGGUAGGAGCUGCUAUUUCUAUGACGUACAUCACAAGCAAACCCAUCGUCUUUGUGGGUACUGGCCAGACCUACUGUGACUUACGCAGUCUCAACGCCAAGGCUGUGGUGGCUGCCCUCAUGAAGGCUUAA
Molecule: messenger RNA, 1818 nt
Organism: Chrysochloris asiatica (Cape golden mole)
Lineage: Eukaryota; Metazoa; Chordata; Mammalia; Afrosoricida; Chrysochloridae
Gene: SRPRA
Product: signal recognition particle receptor (docking protein)
Exons: 13
Coding region: 1-1818 (605 amino acids)
Biological process (GO): SRP-dependent cotranslational protein targeting to membrane
Cellular component (GO): endoplasmic reticulum membrane; signal recognition particle receptor complex
Molecular function (GO): GTPase activity; signal recognition particle binding; ATP hydrolysis activity
Source: RefSeq, a predicted model, not a curated record